This is a messenger RNA of Loa loa (African eye worm), 168 nucleotides long. RefSeq lists its product as hypothetical. Lineage: Eukaryota; Metazoa; Nematoda; Chromadorea; Rhabditida; Onchocercidae. The record is from RefSeq and is a predicted model, not a curated record. The transcript has a single exon. The annotation marks the transcript as partial.
AUUAUUAUCUAUUAUUCAUUGUUUGUUUAUUUGUUGUUUUUGUUGUUGUUGUUGUUGUCGUUAUUGUUGUUUGUUGUUGUUUAUUGUUGUUUGUUGUUUGUUGUUGCUGUUGUUGUUGUUAUUGUUGCUAUUAUUAUUAUUAUUGUUAUUCUUGUUCGUGGUGAUUAA